GGAGAGGGCUUUCUCCAUGCACGCCGGCGGCGGCGCCGCCCCGUCCAGCGGAGAUUCCACGACCGACCCUUCCUCUCCCUACUUCAUCGACGCCGCCCACCCUUACGCGGCCGCCGCCGCUUCCGCGCUCACCUCCCACCGCUCCAAGUCCAAGUGGUCUCACCUCUCCUCCCUCCCGCUCCCCGAUCCCCUCCCGGCGUCCGCCGUCUCCGCCGUCCUCCUCCUCCUCCGCCGCCGGCCCCACGUCGCCCUCAGCUUCCAUAGCUUCGCGCUCCGCCGCCUCCUCCCCGCCCGCUCCCCUCCCCCGCUCAUCCUCUCCGCCUCCGCCGCCCACGUCGCCGCCGCCUCGCGCCUCCGGCGCGCGGCCAUCUCCGUCCUCUCCUCUGCCACCUGCCACUACUCCCCCUCUCAGAUAUUCAACGCCCUCGCCGCCACCUACCGCCGCUUCUCGUCCGCGCCCUUCGUCUUCGACCUCCUCCUCCUCGCUUACCUCCGCUCCCGCCGCGACCCCCUCGCGGCAACCUCCAUCGCCCGCCGCCUCCUUGCCGCCGGCGCCUGCCCCCUCCCCGCUACCGCCGCGGCCCUCUUCCGCUCCCUCCCCUCCGCCGAGUCCGCCCUCGAGAUGUACCACCAAAUCUACACGCUGCCGGGCACAAGAACCAGCCGCGCGCUCCAGCCAACCGCCCAGACCUUCAACUCCCUCCUCCUCGCUUUCUACCGCCAAGGCAAGUGCGAAGAUUUCAGCAUCGCGUUGGACGAAAUGGACAGGUAUUCUUGCGAGCACAAUGUGGGCACCUACAACAUUCGGAUGGCUGCUUACUGUGACGGCAGAGAAUUUGAUAAGGCACGAGGAUUGUGGGAUGAGAUGGUUCAGGGAGGGAUCCAGCCAGAUGUCACCACAUACAACACCGUGAUUGCUGGGUAUUGUGGUGCUGGAGAGGUGGGGAUGGCGGAGGAGAUGUUUAAGGACAUGGAGAUUGGUGGUAUUGAGCCAAGUGUUACAACCUUUGAGUGGUUGGUUCGAGGGCAUUGUAGGACAGGGAAUGUCGAUGCUGCGAUGCUUGUUUGUGCAGACCUUAGAAGGAGGGGUUUUGCGAUGGCUGCGGAGGUUGUCGAGGAGGUUGUUGAUGCAUUGUGUCGGAAGAGCAGAGUUGGGGAGGGGUUAGGUAUUUUGAGGGCAGAGAUGAGAAGGGAAGAUUUCACACCUAGUCGGGGAAGCUACGAGGCGCUGAUAAGGGGGUUUUGUGAACAAGGAGAAGUGGAGGUGGCCAUGAGACUCCAGGCAGAGAUGGCUGGGAAGGGACUCAAGGCUGGUGCUGAGGUAUACCAUGCUUUUCUCCGUGCUUAUGAGAAGACCGAGGACUUCGAGAUGGUUGAGAGGUUGAGGAAGGAAAUGUCGGUGAUAGGCAUUGAGGAAGAAAUUGGCCUGGCUUGUAUGCAGUGAUGUACUGUUUGGAAGCUAUGUAUGUCGUUGUUCAACAAACUGGCUUUACUGGUUUUACGUGGA
Molecule: messenger RNA, 1507 nt
Organism: Lolium rigidum
Lineage: Eukaryota; Viridiplantae; Streptophyta; Magnoliopsida; Poales; Poaceae
Product: pentatricopeptide repeat-containing protein At2g15980-like
Exons: 2
Coding region: 17-1444 (475 amino acids)
Molecular function (GO): protein binding
Source: RefSeq, a predicted model, not a curated record